Molecule: messenger RNA, 646 nt
Organism: Elaeis guineensis (African oil palm)
Lineage: Eukaryota; Viridiplantae; Streptophyta; Magnoliopsida; Arecales; Arecaceae
Source: RefSeq, a predicted model, not a curated record
GUUGCAGCUAUAGUUUCUUUCCUUUUAGGCCCUGAACGAGCAGAGAAGAUAACAAUAUUUGCAGGAGAUGUAGUUCCUCGUAAAAAGCCUGAUCCGGCCAUCUAUCUUCUAGCAGCCAAUACUCUUGGUGUUGAGCCAUCCAGUUGUGUUGUGGUAGAGGACAGUGCCAUAGGUCUUGCAGCAGCAAAAGCUGCUGGCAUGAAGUGCAUAGUAACAAAGAGUGGUUACACUGCCGAGGAGGACUUUGUGACAGCAGAUGCAGUCUUUGAUUGUAUUGGAGACCCUCCUGAGGUUCAAUUCGACUUGAUGUUUUGUGCUAACCUCCUCCAAAAACAAUAUGUCAGCUCAUAGAUGUAAAUCUCUCAGGCUUGUCUGUCAAGCAUGUUACUAGUCUUUGCAUCACAUUGUAAAGAUAAAAAAUGAGAAUGUCAACAUGCUCUGUGUAAUCACUGUUGUAUUAAAUUGAAAGAAAUAUUGGAAAGAUGAGUUCCUGUUGCUAGCAACAAAUGCUUACUGAGAUUGCAGGCAUGCCUAUGUGUUCUCAAUGGCAUUUUUUUUUUUGUAAAUGUAUAUGGUCCACUUUUUUUGAACUGGUCUUACAUGUUCAAUCUGUUCAAUGAAUGGAAGCGAAAAAUUCAACUUGUCA